This is a messenger RNA of Acanthopagrus latus (yellowfin seabream), 1511 nucleotides long. It is a transcript of the gene pnp4a, whose product is annotated as purine nucleoside phosphorylase 4a. Gene Ontology annotation, cellular component: cytoplasm. The transcript has 7 exons. The record is from RefSeq and is a predicted model, not a curated record. Gene Ontology annotation, biological process: nucleoside metabolic process. Gene Ontology annotation, molecular function: purine-nucleoside phosphorylase activity. NCBI's taxonomy places the organism in Eukaryota, Metazoa, Chordata, Actinopteri, Spariformes, Sparidae. The coding region runs from base 247 to 1077 and encodes 276 amino acids.
CAGAGGAGACGGAGGCCAGUUUGAGGACGAGGAAUAAAACACUGAGCUAACUAGUAACCACUUGCUAACUUAGCAGCAGUUAGUAAGCAGUUACUUUAGCAACAAAGCUGCUGGUAUCCAUCCAUAAAUCAGUGUCAACUUGUUAGCAGUAGUCAGCAACAAGUAAAACCAUCUGUCCAGAGUCGAGGCAGAGCAGCGGAAAGACAUCCAAGUCAUGACGAAUACCAGAAGACAGCUGAUUGGUUGAUGUCUCAGACGAAGCACCGCCCCCAGGUGGCGAUCAUCUGCGGGUCUGGACUGGGCAUGCUCGCCGACACCCUGAAGUGUCAAGACUCCUUCGCUUAUUCUGACAUACCGGGCUUCCCACAGAGCACAGUGCAGGGUCAUGCUGGUCGGCUGGUUUUUGGGGAGCUUAAGGGGAAGACGUGUGUGUGCAUGCAGGGUCGCUUCCACAUGUAUGAAGGACACUCACUCUGCAAGACCACGUUUCCAGUCCGUGUCUUCAAGCUAAUGGGGGUGGAGACUCUGAUCGUGACGAAUGCUGCAGGCUCAUUGGCUGACGGCCUCCAGCCUGGUGACAUCAUGGUCAUCAAAGAUCACGUCAACUUCCCCGGACUGGUCGGUCUGAACCCGCUGUGCGGACCCAACGACGACAAGUUCGGCCCUCGUUUCCCAGCCAUGUCAGGUUGCUAUGACAAAGGCCUGCGUUGCGUAGCGAUGGAGAUCGCCAAGCAGCUGGGCGUGGCCAGCCUGGUACAGGAGGGCGUGUACGCCAUGGUGGGUGGGCCUAACUUCGAAAGCAUCGCCGAGGCCAGACUGCUGCAUCGACUCGGGGUGGAUGCUGUCGGUAUGAGUACGGCUCCUGAGGUCGUCGUGGCGACUCACUGCGGUCUGAGAGUGUUUGGCCUCUCUCUGAUCACCAACAAGGUGGUGAAGAGCUACGAGGACUCAGACAGUGUGAACCACGAGGGCGUGCUGGAGAUCGGCCGGCUUCGUUCUCACACUGUGCAGCAGCUGGUGACUGAACUGGUCAGCAGGAUGGAGAUCAAUAACAACAAUACCAAUAAUGCUGUCUGAACACACACACACACACACACACACACUGUGUAAAUACUGAUUGUUAUAUUUACAAUAUUUUUAGACCCCUCUUUGAUUUUCUGUCAUCAUCCUUCCGUAUUUUUUACUUCCUCUGUAAUGAAACUGUAUUUAUGUCAACAUGGUGCCUAAUAAAUCUUUAUCAGGGUAAAUAUGAAUGUAAGUAUUUAUAUACUUAUUCUGACAUUUAUGAUAUUUUAUGUUAAUCCUACAGAUUAAUAUAAAGAUGAACACUGUGCUUGAUGGUGCUUUAAUAUAUUGAGACUUAUGAGAUUUUAAGAUAUGACACAAAGAUGUUUCUAUAUGUUCCACUGUUGUACAUUGUUCCUGUUGAAUUAUGGGAUUUUAUUUUGUAAGAAAAAUGUAUUCACUGGCUUCCUGUUCUGUAUUAAUCUGAUUAAAACAUGCUGACAAAC